ACCCAGAGUGGUGGCACUGGGCCUGCUGGGGGGCACUGGGAGUGCAAGAGGGGAACACUGGGAACACCACUGGGGGGGGGUGGAAAGGGACACGGGUGGGGUGAGCUGGGUGGGUGCUGGGAUCAUCGGGGGGGGCGCUUGGAUGGCUCACGAGGGAGCCUGGGGAGGGAGGGCAGGACCACCGUGAGCCUGGGGACAACAGGGACACCCCCACCACGGGGCCACCGCACCACGGGGCCGGCCUGGGGACAGCAAGACCCCGUCCCCAUGCCCACAGCGGGGACAGCUGGGUGCCCCCCCCCUCACCCCACCGCCCUUCCCCGUGGCAGAAGCGCUGACGCUGGGAGCCAGGGGAUUGCUGAGCUCAGCCCGGGGCAGAUUUCGGGGGUUUUAUCCGGGGCCUGGCUUAAGCCGAGCUCCUUGUCCCCGUCCUUGGCCCACUUGGGGUGGCGGUGGCAGCGGCGGCGGCGGCGGCAGCAGUCGGGCGGUGGGCGAGCGCUGGAGGCGUCGGGGGGCUGGCGCACGCUGCCCGUCCUGGUGCUGACCUCCACCGAGCGGGCGAGCCGGCGGGCGGCGGAGGCGAGGAUGGGCGCCGGGGCCAGCGCCGAGGAGAAGCACUCGCGCGAGCUGGAGAAGAAGCUGAAGGAGGACGCUGAGAAGGAUGCCAGGACCGUCAAGCUGCUGCUGCUGGGGGCAGGGGAGUCGGGGAAAAGCACCAUUGUCAAGCAGAUGAAGAUUAUCCACCAGGACGGUUACUCGCUGGAGGAAUGCUUGGAGUUCAUCGCCAUCAUCUACAGCAACACGCUGCAGUCCAUGCUGGCCAUAGUGCGCGCCAUGAGCACCCUCAACAUCCAGUACGGAGACUCGGCCCGCCAGGAUGAUGCCCGCAAGCUGCUGCACCUCUCGGACACCAUCGAGGAGGGCACCAUGCCCAAGGAGAUGUCAGACAUCAUUGGGCGGCUCUGGAAGGACGCGGGCAUCCAAGCCUGCUUCGACCGUGCCUCCGAGUACCAGCUCAACGACUCGGCUGGAUACUACCUGUCGGACCUGGAGCGCCUGGUGACCCCCGGCUACGUCCCCACGGAGCAGGACGUGCUGCGCUCUCGUGUCAAAACCACCGGCAUCAUUGAGACCCAGUUCUCCUUCAAGGACCUCAACUUCAGGAUGUUCGACGUGGGCGGGCAGCGCUCGGAGCGCAAGAAGUGGAUCCACUGCUUCGAGGGGGUGACCUGCAUCAUCUUCAUCGCGGCCCUCAGCGCCUACGACAUGGUGCUGGUGGAGGACGACGAAGUGAACCGCAUGCACGAGAGCCUGCACCUCUUCAACAGCAUCUGCAACCACCGCUACUUCGCCACCACCUCCAUCGUCCUUUUCCUGAACAAGAAGGACGUCUUCCUGGAGAAGAUCAAGAAGGCCCACCUCAGCAUCUGCUUCCCCGACUAUGACGGUCCCAACACCUACGAGGACGCCGGCAACUACAUCAAGCUGCAGUUCCUGGAGCUGAACAUGCGGCGGGACGUGAAGGAGAUCUACUCGCACAUGACCUGCGCCACCGAUACCGAGAACGUCAAGUUCGUCUUCGACGCCGUCACCGACAUCAUCAUCAAGGAGAACCUCAAGGAUUGCGGGCUCUUCUGAGCCCCGGCCCCCACCAACCCCCUCCCACCCCCCUCCCACACCCCGCUGGUGCCCCUAACCCCCCCCUGCCACCGCCCCUGCUUGUCCCCAGAUGCCGGCGAUGUGACCUGCGCAGCUCCAGAGCCCCCCCGGGCAUUUGGCCACAGCCCUGUCCCCUCCCCGAGGUCACCCCCCCGGCUGUGAGCACCGUGGGUGACACUGGGGGCUUGGGUAGCACCUCCCCAGCAAAGGGGGAGCCAGCACUGCUGGGGGAACCCCAAAAACAUGGGGACAACCUGGGGGGGCUCCCAGUCCAUAGUUCCCACCCCCAGGAGUCCCCUCCUGCAUCUCCGCUCCCCCCUUCAGCCCCCCGAGUCCCUCCCCAGGGAGGAGGAAAGCAGCCACAGAGGGAGGGGGGGGGGCACAUUUUUUUUUUUUCUUUCUACAUUUUAUUAUUUCAAACCACGUGAACAAUUCGGUAAAACAUCCCGUGGGAAAAGCAGGGCCUGGCUCCUGGGGGGGGGAAAAGGGGGGGGAAAACGGGGGACAGAGCUGGGGAGGGGAAGAGGGGGGGGG
Anas platyrhynchos (mallard) is the source of this 2193-nucleotide messenger RNA. RefSeq names its product G protein subunit alpha transducin 1 (gene GNAT1). Gene Ontology annotation, cellular component: cytoplasm; heterotrimeric G-protein complex. NCBI's taxonomy places the organism in Eukaryota, Metazoa, Chordata, Aves, Anseriformes, Anatidae. Gene Ontology annotation, biological process: adenylate cyclase-modulating G protein-coupled receptor signaling pathway; detection of light stimulus involved in visual perception; phototransduction, visible light. The record is from RefSeq and is a predicted model, not a curated record. Gene Ontology annotation, molecular function: GTP binding; G protein-coupled receptor binding; G-protein beta/gamma-subunit complex binding.